ACCUGGUUUUGAAAACAGUUACUCCUGCCAACCGGGAACCGAAAAAUUUGAUCAAAAAACGCGCCGCCUCACGGCCCAUAUUCCGGCGACAUGAGAGUACGCCACCGCCGACAACAGCCGGAGAAAAACUCACCCGCCACCACUAAGCGCAAACAUUCCUCCAUCUCUGAGCAAUCUCGGGAAGAUGAUACUAAAGCAAAGAAGCGAACGUUAGCCCAUCGACGGAAAGAAACUAUAACCCUACAACCGGACCCGUACCCGACCCUUAAUUGUUCGAACAAAUUCGAGCCUAUCCGUUGCUGUUCUUCCUCAUUCCGAGGGCACAAGGGGCUGAAGAAAAAGAAGUCGCGUCCUAUCGAUGGAUUUCGCCAGUGGGUCUUCUCUUCCCGGGAUUUCUCAUAUCGCAAAGAUAAAGUUGUUGUUGCUUCGUAUAACAUACUUGGUGUUGAAAAUGCAUCAAAACAUCCGGACUUGUACUUUAAUGUCCCACCCAAAUUCUUGGAAUGGGAUACAAGGAAACACCUCAUAUGUAAGGAGAUGAAUCAUUACACAGCAAAUGUGCUGUGUUUUCAGGAGGUUGAUCGCUUCCAAGAUUUAGAUGAUCUUCUUCAAAAAGAUGGCUUCAGAGGUGUUUUCAAGGGUCGCACGGGUGAAGCCUGUGAUGGUUGUGCUAUAUUCUGGAAAGAUAAGCUGUUUACUCUACUAUAUCAAGAAAACAUUGAGUUCCGGAGUUUUGGCCUUCGUGACAAUGUCGCACAACUUUGCAUUUUAGAGAUGAACCAGGAGCAAUCAGAGUCUGAGUUAUGUUUGCAAGUCCCGAAGAAAUCACACACUCAAAGUAGGAGCAUAUUGGUUGGGAACAUACAUGUCCUCUUCAACCCAAAUCGUGGAGACAUCAAGUUGGGCCAGGUCAGAUUGUUUCUCCAAAAAGCUUACAAGCUUUCAGAAGAAUGGGGAAACAUCCCUGUGAUACUUGCUGGGGAUCUAAAUAGCAUUCCACAGAGCGCAAUAUAUCAGUUUGUCGUAUCAUCUGAGUUGGACAUCCGUCUCCAUGAUCGUAGAAAAAUUUCAGGGCAGAUUGAAUGUCCCCCAAGAUUUAAUCAUUUAAGAUCUGAAAAUAUAAACGCAGCUUGUUCUUGGAAGUCUGCUUCAAGACCAUGGAUAUAUAGAUGGAGUAAUGAAGAAAUAAGGCUUGCAACUGGUAGUGAAGGAGCCACUCAUGUUCGGCACCAAUUAAAGCUUCAUAGUGCAUAUCUUGGAAUUCCUGGGAGCAGUCGAACAAGAGAUAAUCAUGGGGAGCCCUUGGCAACAUCAUAUCAUUCAAAGUUUAUGGGAACUGUUGAUUAUAUCUGGCAUACAGAAGAUCUUGUUCCUGUUAGAGUUCUUGAAACCUUAUCCAUGGAUGUUUUGAGAAAAAGCAGAGGCCUUCCUUGUGAGAAAUGGGGUAGCGAUCAUCUUGCUCUUGUAUGCGAACUGGCAUUUGCAGAUGAUAUCAGUAGUCAGACCUGAAUGACCGGAUAAUUGACUUCGAGUUCAAAUCUUUUAGCAAGGAGUAAACACUUUUUAUGGCUGUCUCCUUGGGGUCAAAAUGUUAUGGCAAAUUUUCUAUUGCCAUACAUGUUGAGCACUAUUUGUCAGGCAAUGAAGUAAUUAUCCGAUAACAAGUCUGCAAUCAGACUCCUGCUCAGGAAAAGCUCGUCGUCUGUAAGAAUCUAGCCAAGUUUUAUGUUUAAUUAUAAAAUGAUUUCUUCUUUGGUCAUAAGGAAACAAGAUCAAUUACCACCAGUUUCCCUAUUAAGAUGAAGCAUUGUGAAGUAAGAUUAUAGUAUAUGGUAGCCGGAGUAUAUAGAAUUACCAAGAAUUUUAGUCU
Carica papaya (papaya) is the source of this 1870-nucleotide messenger RNA. RefSeq names its product DNAse I-like superfamily protein. Lineage: Eukaryota; Viridiplantae; Streptophyta; Magnoliopsida; Brassicales; Caricaceae. The record is from RefSeq and is a predicted model, not a curated record. Gene Ontology annotation, molecular function: 3'-5'-RNA exonuclease activity.